AUGGGUAGGGAAAAUCAUGACACUACUAUUGUUCAUUCUUCCAUUCAACUUUUACAAGAGAGGUUUAGACAACUAGAAAGAGUAAAAGAAAUGAGGGAAAAGAGAGAGUUAAAGAAAAUGCUCAAUGAACCAAAACAACAACAAUUGAUCAAUUCCAAUAAUAUUAUUACAACUACUCCAACUUAUGAAUCAACAAGGUUGUUUUUUUCUUCUAACAAUGAUGAAUUGAUAAAUAAUCCAUCAAGAUCAUCAUCAUCACCACCUCAUGUUUCUCUUUCUCUUUGGCCAACAUCAUCACAGGUAAAACAUGAUGAUUUAUGCACCACAAAUUAUAAUACACAUACACAUGCACAAACCUUGCAAGCCUCAUGGAAGAAUGGUUGUUAUGAUUCUGACUCUGCCUCUGAUUCUUCUGGUCUUGACACUUCUCUUCACUUGUGA
This is a messenger RNA of Cicer arietinum (chickpea), 441 nucleotides long. The record is from RefSeq and is a predicted model, not a curated record. Lineage: Eukaryota; Viridiplantae; Streptophyta; Magnoliopsida; Fabales; Fabaceae.